This is a messenger RNA of Sinocyclocheilus grahami, 4066 nucleotides long. Its product is annotated as formin-binding protein 1-like. The transcript has 16 exons. NCBI's taxonomy places the organism in Eukaryota, Metazoa, Chordata, Actinopteri, Cypriniformes, Cyprinidae. The record is from RefSeq and is a predicted model, not a curated record. The coding region runs from base 1 to 1896 and encodes 631 amino acids. Gene Ontology annotation, molecular function: protein binding. Gene Ontology annotation, biological process: signal transduction.
AUGGUGAUCUGCCUAGCAACACGUCAGACUCCUGGGAGGAAUCUGUCCAAGAAGUAUCAGCUCAAGAAGAAUUCCAAAGAGGAGGAAGAAUUCAAGUACACCACAUGUAGAGCGUUUCUGAUUACCUUAAAUGAGCUGAACGACUACGCGGGUCAACACGAGGUCAUCGCCGAAAACCUGUCCACUCAGAUAAUCGCAGAGUUGUCCCGCUACACUCAAGAACUGAAGGCUGAGCGAAAAUCGCUCUGUGGAAUGAAGCCAGGACCAAUGUGGGUCAUGUAUUCAGGUCAGUGGAGUUUGAGAAGGUCGCCCUCCCCCCGCUCUCGGCCUCUCUUGUCUAAAGGUUCUCGCGCGAAACAGCAAGCUCAGAUGAGGCAUCAGAUAGCAGAGGACAGUAAAAACGAGUACCUGACCUACCUGCAGAAGUUCAACAAGGACCAACAUGAGCACUACUACACGCUUAUACCACAUAUCUUUCAGAGGAUACAGGAGAUGGAGGAGAGGCGGGUGGGCAGGGUGAGGGAGAGCAUGCGGGUGUACACCGAGGUCGAACAUAAAGUAUUGCCCAUCGUCAGCAAGUGUCUGGAUGGCAUGACCAAGGCAGCUGAAUCCAUCGAGCCUAAAAUGGUACCCUACUGCUGGAAAAUCCUAUACACACUUAUACCACAUAUCUUUCAGAGGAUACAGGAGAUGGAGGAGAGGCGGGUGGGCAGGGUGAGGGAGAGCAUGCGGGUGUACACCGAGGUCGAGCAUAAAGUAUUGCCCAUCGUCAGCAAGUGUCUGGAUGGCAUGACCAAGGCAGCUGAAUCCAUCGAGCCUAAAAUGGACAGUAAGCAAGUUGUAGAAUCAUAUAAGUCGGGCUUUGAGCCGCCGGGUGAUGUGGAGUUCGAGGACUACAGCGUGUCGAUGAAGAGGGCGGUGUCAGAAUCGAGCUUCCUGAACGCUCGCGGAGAGAACAGACGCAGGAGCAGGAGCAAACUGUGGCCUUUACUCAAGAGAAAUAAGCUUAUGUCUUUGUUAGCGUCGCCCCGCCAGCCCCCUCCCCCUCCCCCCACAUCCCCGUCCCCGGACGGCCUCCCCAACGGCCCCCAGUCCCCACAGCAGCCCAAGGAGCCCCUCAGCCAGCGCCUCAAUGACUUCAUGGGCACCAAACACAAAAUGCACUGCCUGCGGAGCCUGAAACGUGGGCUUUCUCUAAAGCUGGGAACAGGCCAGGAGGACUACAGUCAUCUGCCCCCUGAGCAGAGGAGGAAGAAACUACAAGCUAAGCUCAAUGACAUCAACAAGGACAUCCACAAGGAGAUGGAUCAGAGGGACGCCCUGACUAAAAUGAAAGAUGUUUACAUUAAGAAUCCUCACUUGGGGGAUCCAGACAGUAUAGAUCCACGGUUAGAGGAAAUCACACAAAGCUUGGAAAAACUGCAGCUUGAGGCACAUAAAUUUGAGGGCUGGCUGACGGAGGUGGAGAGGAAGCUACUUGAAAAGGGAUCCGAGUCUCAGAGAAGACAGAGCAGUCAUUUUGACUCGCAGGGCAACACGCCACUUACAAACAACUACGGUCAAAACCGAGAGAGUCCGGAUGGCAGCUACACGGAAGACCCCAGCACAGAGACGACCAUGCAGUUCAAAUCUCGCAGCACUGAGUUCGAUGACGAAUUUGACGAGGAGGAGCCUUUACCCACCAUUGGAACAUGCAAAGCACUUUAUCCAUUUGAAGGUCAGAACGAAGGUACCAUAUCCAUGGCCGAGGGUGAGAUGCUGUACGUAAUCGAGGAGGAUAAGGGUGACGGAUGGACCCGUGUCCGCAGAAACGAGGACGAGGAAGGAUACGUGCCCACAUCCUACAUCAAACUCUUUUUGGACACGAAUGCCAAAGGUGCUAUGACAUACAUAUAAUCCCACUUCACUGAACACCCGGAAAGCGCCAUUAGUGAACGCUGUUUACCUGUAAAUACAGUAGAACAUCAUUGAACAGAGGAGCAGACAGCAGAGCAAUUCCUGUUUUUACAAGUUCAAGAUGCCAGGUGUCAUUUCUCUGUUUGGUCCUUAUUUACCUUUUUAAUUAUUGCUCCCUUAGACUUUAUCAGUAUUAAACUAGCUCUGCAUCCAUAAGGGUACAGUGAAUUAGGCAAUAAAGACACAGCUGCUGUGUAAUUUUGAUAUACCUGAUGGAAAUGGCUGCUUUACCAACAUAUCAUGUUCAUAUUUAGCAUUAUAGCUUGGCAUUAUGGUGGUUUUAAGCUAUAACCAAGAUAUGUAGAUACUCAUGUUCAUAUUUUUAAUGAUCUACAAGCAAUCAGAUACUUUUAGAUUAAGAAUGAAAUGAUUAGAAAAUGUCAAAAGCAAUUAUUCUCAAUCCUUCUGGCAAUAAAGAUCAUUAUUUACUGAUAUUUUGACCUUAAAACUACAGAAUAAGUAGCAAUCCUGCAUUUUAACUAUAGUCCAACUGUGAUUAUUUUAAUUAUAAUAAUUUUUUAAGACGUCACAAUAUCUGACUUGAGAGAAUCUUAUGCAUGAGAGAUGGAAUAGAAUAUUUUCUCAGGUGUUUACUUUGGAGUACAUCCUUGUACCUCAAAAAAAAAAAAUUCUUUCCCCAACGGCAAAUCACAUUCGAUUUAAAAGCAUAUCAUUAAAUGUGAAGAGCUUAAGCAAUUAAUGCAUGCAUCUUUGAGACAUUUGCUAGCUUUGCAUUUACUGCUGUACAAAAAAGAUCAACUUUAGAAGUAAAAAAUAUACCAUAGUUAACGCGAUGCCUUUCGGUGUUGUGAGCGUUGAAGCAAUAAUUGAAAAGAUGCAUGUUAUUCGUACACUGACCAGCAUGGAAAACUAACACUUAACAUGAAGUUAAAUAGAAAUUUUCCAGAAGGUCAUCGCCGUGUGUAUUAGAAAUACCUACAGCAGGAAUACCGCUCUAUGUGCAUGCUAUAAAACCAGACAGGCUAUUUAUUGCUGCUUAACAGAUUCAUCAUUUGUCCAUAGCUUUAUCAGCAGCUGUUAAAUAUGCUUGAUAGUGUCGCAAGCUAACUAUAUAAAUAAUUUUGUAUGGUUUUAUACGGUCCCUGUCUUUAAUUCACACUUCAUAGUGAGGCUGCACUCUGAAGUUGAGCUUCCGAGGUUUCCUGAACGUUUUUAACCCAUUGCUGUCUGUGAAUCAACGAUUGUACAGGAGUUCUUGUGCAACAUCUCUAACAUGUCUUGUGUGAUUUCUUUUUUUUAUUUGUUUCUUUUUUGCUUUUUGUUUCUGUUCCUUUCUUUGCAGAUCCCUAAAAGUGUUUGGCUGGCACAGGAGUGGCAGGGCAAGCGUCCUUGCGUGAAACGUCCUCCUCUUGUAACUGUAGUCAGAGAGCUGGCAAAUGGGGGACUAACUGAAAGGAUAUUCCAUUUUUAACGCAACCACUUUCACUGAACCCUCUCGUCUGCCAUAAGAACGCAAACUGAUCUUUUUCAUGACUAGCGUGCUGAUUAUUUGCAAAAGCUUGCUUCUCGUAUGGACCUAGAGUAUUUAGCCUUGUGCCGUAGCUGCUUGCUGUCAGAGCCGAGCCUUUAGGUUUGUUUGCUGAGGCACAGAGUAAGUGCCGUGUACAUGUCUUGUUAUUUGCUUCAGAGCCAAGAGGAGUUUCUCAUCAAGACAUUAGGCUUAAUGAAUAUUUGUCAGUGCAGAAUGUUCAGUUAUGUGAAAACUAUAAAAAUGUGGGGGACUCAUUUUAUACAUUAUAGACUAGUGUUGUUUUUACAGUGUUUGCAAGGCGGCAGUGCAUUUAAAUCCUGCCUUUUUCUUCUUCUGUCCAAUUUUCUGAGGUUCAUAGAUUAGUUCAUAGAAAUGUAAGAUUAAGCUUUUUUCAAAAAGUAUAAAGACAUCUUGAAAUUGAUUGAUGAAUGCAGUUUUCAUUCCUAUGAUGAUGUAUUUCCUGUUUAAGUCAGGGAUGGACAUAUGCCCUUUGGUACACUACUUUUCAAAAGUUUGGGGUCAGUAAGAUUGAAUAAAUAAAAAUAAUACUUUACUCAGCGAGCAUUAAAAGCAAUGCUUUAAAUUGAUCAAAAGUGACAGUAAAGACAAAAUAAUAAA